AUGCCACACCAACACGACGAGCACUGUGGCCACGAAGCCACCGACCACGACCACGACCACGAUACGGCAGAUCUUGGAGCGAACGACAACCUUUUCAAACAGAUUGACCGCGACAAUGUUGUUGCUCUAAAUACUCUCGCCGCUGGCUCUCUGGUGAUCAAACCUUGGCACGAACGGCUUGACGAAACAAAGGCUCUCGAAUCUGACGCUGACGACCAAAUCAUCAUCCGCAUUCCAUUCACCAGUUCCGUCCGCUUGCGUUCUCUCCUUCUCAAGACCGGUCCCGGCGACCAAACUCCGUCGAAAGUCGCCUUGUUUGCAAACGAAGACAACUUUGACUUUGAUGACGUCGCUGACAAGACUCCGACACAGGAAUUCAUCGUGGCCCCAGGACGCGAAGUCGGAGAAUACGCAUUGAGAACAGCGAAAUUCUCCAACUUGUCAUCCGUGUCGCUCUUGUUCCCUGCCUCGCAAGGUGCCGACACCACCCAAAUAUAUUAUGUCGGCUUUCUGGGCCACUGGACAGAGCGCAAGAACAGUGCGGUGAUUACCGUUUACGAAACCCAAGCCAACCUGGCAGACCAUGAAAAGAUUCAAGGGACUGAUGGCGCGACCAGUAAUCCCGGUUUCUGA
This is a messenger RNA of Mycena indigotica, 633 nucleotides long. Its product is annotated as PITH domain-containing protein. Bases 1 to 633 code for a protein of 210 amino acids. The record is from RefSeq and is a predicted model, not a curated record. NCBI's taxonomy places the organism in Eukaryota, Fungi, Basidiomycota, Agaricomycetes, Agaricales, Mycenaceae. Gene Ontology annotation, cellular component: nucleus. The transcript is spliced from 6 exons.